AUGAACACAUCAAAAAGUGAACAAUUGAUAUCAUGCCCCGUCUGCAACUUGAAGGUUAAGUACUCAGCUAUCAACUCACACCUGGAUAAGUGUACUGGCGAUGGAAAGACAAGCAAAAAAGAGCCCACCUUGAGUAGCUUUCUCAAGGGGAAGCGAAAGCAGGCCAGUGACGAACCAGAGAUCAUUGAGGUUGAGGAAAAGGUUAAAAAGCCCAAAUCGCAGCCUUCAAAAGGUGAAAAUGCAGAUGUUAGGAACCUUCAGAAAAUCGCACACCAACCUUUGAGCGAAAAGCUAAGACCUAAAGAACUUGCAGAGUACGUCGGUCAGCAGCAUAUUAUCUCUUCAGAGCACGGGGUACUCUACAAGUUUGUCCAGCAAGGCAUUAUUCCUUCAAUGAUCCUUUGGGGUCCUCCAGGAGUAGGGAAAACGUCGUUGGCACGGCUUUUGACCAAGGCAGUCAACCAAAGCCACGCCAACGGGGUGACUUAUACGCUAAUUCAGACUAGCGCAACUAAAGCAACCGCACAGGAACUUCGAAAGAUCUUUGAAAAUUCCAGACGCGAAUUUUCGCUAACUAAAAGGAUUACGGUGGUUUUCAUCGACGAGAUUCACAGAUUCAACAAGGGUCAGCAAGAUCUCCUGCUGCCCCAUGUAGAGGCAGGCGAUAUUGUAUUGAUUGGGGCGACCACGGAAAACCCCAGCUUCCAAUUGAACAACGCUUUAAUGAGUCGCUGUCAAAUAUUUGUUCUGACAAAGCUCAGUACUGACGAAAUGUGCUUGGUGCUUUCGCGGGGCAUUGCCAUGCUCAACAAGUGCCGGCACUUGAUUUGGAAAGUCAAUCACCCACUAAAGUUGGACCGGAGUGUGCUGGAAUUUGUGGUGGACAUCUCAAUGGGAGAUACCAGAAGAGCCCUAAACCUGCUUGAGAUGAUCGAGGUUUCCACCAGAGACGAUGCAAAAGAGUUGAAAGAAGAAGACAUUCGCGAGAUCAUCAACGGAAAUUCUACGGAACUGCGAACAUAUUACGAUAGACAGGGCGAGAACCAUUAUGACACAAUUUCCGCGUUUCACAAGUCAGUGCGCGGAAGCGACGAGAACGCUGCGCUCUACUACCUUGCGCGUAUGCUACAAGGAGGGGAGGACCCGCUUUAUAUUGCUCGCCGAAUGAUCCGAAUAGCGUCAGAGGACAUAGGCGUGCUCGACAAUUCGCUACUGCCAUUGGCGGUAGCUGCGCACGACGCGGUUAUGAAGGUUGGCCUUCCAGAAGCGGAUCUAGCACUGGCACAAUGCAGCGUUGCGCUUGCCAGAGCGCCCAAAUCUGUGCAACUAUAUAGAGCUUGGAAACAGGUGAAUGCCAAGCUAAGAGAAAACCAAAACUCGUUUGCGAGCUGCGGCAUCCCCAUGCAUCUACGCAACGCACCAACGAAAUUGAUGGCGGAACUGGGGUACGCUCGGGACUACAAGUACAACCCAGAUUUCGAAAACGGCGAGGUCGCGCAAGAUUACUUCCCAGACGAAGUAAUCGCGGCGUGCGAUCGGCAGGAGCUGAAGUUCAUGGCUGGACUUCACCUCGGCAGCCAAAAGGACCCCGAAAUAGCUAAACAGCCCUGA
Molecule: messenger RNA, 1611 nt
Organism: Lachancea thermotolerans CBS 6340
Lineage: Eukaryota; Fungi; Ascomycota; Saccharomycetes; Saccharomycetales; Saccharomycetaceae
Gene: MGS1
Product: ssDNA-dependent ATPase MGS1
Exons: 1
Coding region: 1-1611 (536 amino acids)
Biological process (GO): regulation of DNA repair; DNA repair; DNA-templated DNA replication
Cellular component (GO): nucleus
Molecular function (GO): ATP binding; single-stranded DNA helicase activity; enzyme activator activity
Source: RefSeq, a predicted model, not a curated record